Molecule: messenger RNA, 1868 nt
Organism: Fundulus heteroclitus (mummichog)
Lineage: Eukaryota; Metazoa; Chordata; Actinopteri; Cyprinodontiformes; Fundulidae
Product: gastrula zinc finger protein XlCGF8.2DB-like
Exons: 1
Cellular component (GO): nucleus
Source: RefSeq, a predicted model, not a curated record
CAGAAGCCUUUCUGUUGUGAUGUAUGUGGACAAAGAUUUAGCCUUAAAUCACAUUUAAAGAGACACAUGAGAAUCCACACAGGACAGAAGCCUUUCUGUUGUGAUCUAUGUGGACAAACAUUUAGCCAAAAAGCACAUUCAAAAACCCACAUGAGAAUCCAUACAGGACAGAAGCCUUUUUGUUGUGAUCUAUGUGGGCAAAGAUUUAGCCAAAAAUCACAUUUAAGCACACACAUGAGAAUCCAUACAGGACAGAAGCCUUUCUGUUGUGAUCUAUGUGGACAAAAAUUUAGCGUUAAAUCACAUUUAAACAGACACAUGAUAAUCCACACAGGACAGAAGCCUUUCUGUUGUGAUCUGUGUGGACAAAGAUUUAGUCGAAAAGCACAUUUAAAAACACACAUGAUAAUCCAUACAGGACAGAAGCCUUUCUGUUGUGAUCUAUGUGGACAAAAAUUUAGCCGAAAAGCACAUUUAAAAAUACACAUGAUAAUCCAUACAGGACAGAAGCCUUUCUGUUGUGAUCUAUGUGGACAAAAAUUUAGCCAAAACGCAACUUUAAACACACACAUGAGAAUCCAUACAGGACAGAAGCCUUUCUGUUGUGAUCUAUGUGGACAACGAUUUAGCCGAAAAUCAAAUUUAAAUACACACAUGAGAAUCCAUACAGGACAGAAGCCUUUCUGUUGUGAUCUGUGUGGACGAAGAUAUGGCCAUAAAUCAACUUUAAACAAACACAUCAGAAACCAUACUGGAGGGAAAAUGGUUCUGCUAUGAAUACUAAUUCAAACUGCACAGCUCUAGUUUGCUGUGAGAUGUUAGUGUGUUUUCUUUGAAGGCAGGAAUCUUCACUUGCUAGUUUCGACAUUUCUCUUGUAGCUAUUUUUUUUAAUUGGUCUUAAAGCAUUUCAGGUUUUUUACUGUAGUGAAUUUGUUUAGACUGAACUGUAGCACAGGUGUAUUCUCAGUCUACGCAAGCCGCCCUAACCACUCGGCCCACCCUCGUAGGCUGUGAGAUUUCUUUAAAGUUGUAUGAUGUUUUUCUCACCUUUAGGAAGGGCAAAAAUAAACAUAAGCUUUUUUUCCUUUCUGCUCGACAUGAAAUCUGAAUAAGCUUUUCCUGUCUUUGCUUCAUUGGAUUACCAAAUUUAUUUCUAUUUCGUAAAUGCCAGAAUGAGUGACAUUUUUAUAGACAUUAUUUUAUUACUUUCUUCAAGUUCUGAGGUUUACUUACAUUUUUGUCAAUAUUUGGUACCUUUGCCUUUAAACUGUAUGACUUGGGUCAAACAUUUUGUAUAUCCUUCCACAAGCUUCUCACAAAAGUUGCCAGGAACUUUGGCCCAUUUCCCCUGACAGAACUGGUGUAAUUAAGCAAAGUCUGCAUGUCGCCUUGCUCGCAUAUGCCUUUUCAGCUCUGCCUUGCCUGUUUUACUGAGCUAAGUUUCCAAGUUGUCCUGCUAGCACACACCUUAUUGGCUCUGCCUGUAAAUUUUCAACAGAAUUGAGAUCAGGGCUUUGUGAUGACCACUCCAAAACUUUGACUUUGUUAUCUUUAAGCCACUUCGUAACCAGUUUGGUUGUAUGCUUUAGGUCACUGUAUUUUAGGAAGUCCCAUGUGCGCUCAAGCUUCAACUUUCUUGGUGAUAUCUUGAGAUGUUGCUUCUAUAUUUCCACAUAAUGUUCUUUAGUUAUGAUGCUAUCUAUUUUGUGAAGUGCACCAAUCCCUCAUGCAACAAAAUAACCCCAGUUUUGAUCAUGUUCUGAGGCUUGAAAGCUUCCCCCUUCUUCUUCCAAAUGUAACAAUGGUCAUUUAGGCCAAACAGUUACAUUUUUGUUUCAUCAGGCCAAAAUUGCCAGGUGUGAUGUGA